Messenger RNA from Letharia lupina, 438 nucleotides. RefSeq lists its product as uncharacterized. The coding region runs from base 1 to 438 and encodes 145 amino acids. The transcript has 2 exons. Gene Ontology annotation, molecular function: protein binding. The record is from RefSeq and is a predicted model, not a curated record. NCBI's taxonomy places the organism in Eukaryota, Fungi, Ascomycota, Lecanoromycetes, Lecanorales, Parmeliaceae.
AUGCCCCCAAGCACGAUCGUACUAAUGCUCCCAGAGCUCCUCGAGAUGAUCCUGUCCUACGCCGCCGAGGAAGACCUACUCUUCCAGCAACGCGUCAACAUGACGUGGCGAUGGAUCAUUAACACGUCUCCGAAGCUACAAGGAAAGCUGUUCCUCUUAUCGAAGGUCCCUGAAGGCGAUGUCGACCUGACCGGCUUAGAGUGGAAUCCCUUGCUCCACCACUUGGGUGGAAGGAAAGACGACUUGGAGGGACAUGAUAGAUGCCGGUCGACGGACGUAAAGAUCCUGGAGAUGUUCGACUACCCCGGUGCAUCUUGGCAGAGGAUGUUCAUCACUCGACCGGCGAUUGGUGGGCUGUUGAUGCGCGAUGUGGUAGCGCACCCACUCAAUAGCCAGGCACGGUCGGAAGGGAAACAGGACGCUGCUUGGCUCGAUUGA